Messenger RNA from Penicillium griseofulvum, 1050 nucleotides. RefSeq lists its product as uncharacterized. The transcript has 3 exons. The record is from RefSeq and is a predicted model, not a curated record. Gene Ontology annotation, biological process: mitotic sister chromatid segregation. Bases 1 to 1050 code for a protein of 349 amino acids. NCBI's taxonomy places the organism in Eukaryota, Fungi, Ascomycota, Eurotiomycetes, Eurotiales, Aspergillaceae. Gene Ontology annotation, cellular component: spindle midzone; chromosome, centromeric region; chromosome passenger complex.
AUGUCUGGCACUAAGCGCAAGUCCGAUGCUAUGGACGUCACGCCUACGGGUAGUCCUACUAAAAGGAUGCGCUUGACACAACACCAGAAGCAGGCGCUGAUGGACAAUCUACAACUUGAAAUCACUGAGCGAGCACGUAAGCUUCGUGCUCAAUAUGCCCUUCAGGCAAAUGACCUACGGGCGCGCAUUGAGCGACGCGUCAAUCGCAUCCCAGUCUCGCUACGCAAGGCCAACAUCGGCGAGCUGCUCGAAAAGCACAAUGCUGCCGCCAACAAACAGCAUGUCGCGUCGCCUUCCAGGAAAUACUCGCCCAUCAAGGUGUCGCGGAAUGUCGCAAGCAUCUCCGUGGACCCAGAAACCACACACGACGGUAGAGCUCGGAGGGGAAGCCACGAUGGCCACUUCUCCGAUAAAGAGAAUGCUCCUGCCGGUCGCUCGCCCGAACUCAAGAACCCUAAGCGUCGCGUGAAGCCAGCCGGAGCAGGCGGCACCUCGCGCGUGGCGUCUCAAGAAGUACGGGCUAACGAGAACCGGAUUCUGUCUCCAAAGUCCAACAAUUCCAGAACCUUCCCUCACUCGCCCUUCCGUGCAUCCCCCGAGAAGGGUCAACCCUCAUAUCUGGCGCGCCCUACCUCUCCGUUAAAACCGUCCAGUCCGUUGCGAUCACGUGGCCACACUGUAUCUACAGUGAAGAACACUCGGCCUCCUGUGCAGAACCAGAGGACUACGACCCGUGCCGCUACGGGGCCCAAGACUAUUCGGUCGCCUUUGCCACGCCCGGCGACCCGACAGGGCGAGCGUAAGAAUAGCACAGGGUCCACUGCGUCUUCGGGUACAACAAUAACCAAAUCCACACGGACUGGCACUGGCGCGAGGAAGCCCACCACAGCAUCUGCUGCUGCGGCUGCCGCGAAGAGGCCGACUUCUCGUAUGCAAACUGCCUCAAUGGCUGUCAAGAAUACGCCCACUGCUGCUUCAAUGCGGAAGACUACUGCUCCGGCUGUCACUGAAACUGCGACCCGGACUCGAGCGCUGCGUAAGCGGAUUUAG